AUGGCUAUUGAUACGGCUCAAAAGGCCAUACUAGCUAUCAAAAAACUGAGUAUUAAAUUCCUUGAUUUCACACAAUCCCUGGUGGUCAAAUCAGAUGCUAUCUUAGGGACUAAAUAUUAA
This is a messenger RNA of Sclerotinia sclerotiorum 1980 UF-70, 120 nucleotides long. RefSeq lists its product with no specific name. The record is from RefSeq and is a predicted model, not a curated record. NCBI's taxonomy places the organism in Eukaryota, Fungi, Ascomycota, Leotiomycetes, Helotiales, Sclerotiniaceae. Bases 1 to 120 code for a protein of 39 amino acids. The transcript has 2 exons.